Molecule: messenger RNA, 627 nt
Organism: Dracunculus medinensis (Guinea worm)
Lineage: Eukaryota; Metazoa; Nematoda; Chromadorea; Rhabditida; Dracunculidae
Source: the annotation of a GenBank genome assembly
AUGAAGCAAAAUAGUAAAAUUUUUAGUGAUCGAUCAGGUUCACGUGAUCGAUCUGAAUCGCCACGUCGUAGAAGCCGUUCGCGUUCGACAGAAAUAGCUGAACAACUUUGUCGUCUGCAUAUCUGUAAUUUCGAUGAAAGUAUUAAAAAGAAUGAUAUCGAAGAUGCUUUUUCGUAUGUUUUUUAUUCAUUUAAUAAUAAGUUAGUGGCAUUUUUUUCAUACCAAACUAAUUUUGAUUUGAAAAAAUUUGGCGAAAUCGACAAUAUAUGGUUAGCAUCUUAUCCACCGCUAUUUGCAUUUGUUACUUUUAAAGAUAAGGAUGAUGCAAGAGAUGCGUUAAAAGAAAUGGAUAAUGCGUACAUUGGUCGGAAUAGGAUCAAGGUAGCCAAUGCACAUCCACCGCGUAGACCUGGCGAGCGAAGACCACCUCGGCGUUAUGGUGGAUAUGGAGGAUUCAGGGGUGGCGGAAGUCGUUAUGGCGGAGGACCGAGAUAUGGUGGCAGAAGUGGCGGAUAUCGCGGUGGUGGCCCACGUUAUGGUGGUGGUGAUCGCUAUGGAGGAAGACGUCGCGAUUCAUUUGAUCCGUUAGAAAAGGGUCAGAGAACGCAAGAAAGCAUUCAUGUUUAA